Pseudoliparis swirei is the source of this 1943-nucleotide messenger RNA. RefSeq names its product mitochondrial rRNA methyltransferase 3a (gene mrm3a). NCBI's taxonomy places the organism in Eukaryota, Metazoa, Chordata, Actinopteri, Perciformes, Liparidae. Bases 104 to 1498 code for a protein of 464 amino acids. The transcript is spliced from 4 exons. Gene Ontology annotation, molecular function: RNA methyltransferase activity; RNA binding. Gene Ontology annotation, biological process: RNA processing. The record is from RefSeq and is a predicted model, not a curated record.
GAUUUUUGAUACUUAACGCUGCAUGUAGUAUCACCUUCAAUGCAGCUGGUGGCGGUAAGGAGAUUUGUUCAUUAGAAACCAGAGAAGAAGAAACGGGGCAAACAUGGCAAACAUGGCGGCGUACAUGAGAAGCGUGAUAUGUCUUGUUUCCACGGAGCGAAGUGCUUUUCUGUCAAGGGGAAGCGGUGUUUUUGCUGAGGCGAAGCGGUAUGUACGCGCUUUGAAGAGGAGACCUGUCCAGGUCUUGAUGCCCGACACCGAGACGGAGAAAGUCCUCAAGCCGUCAGCAGGGCGUCUCGUCCAGAGGCAGAAGGGGGGACAGGUCCCAGCCACAAUGCAGCGUCCCGAUGAGGACUUUGCUAAAGCGAGAAGUGAUGUGCAUCCAGCUGUGACACAUGCUGUUUCAAAGGAUCACAUUGAUGGACUUCGCUUCGAGAGGGCUUUACCUGGAGAUAAACGACUGGCGAGGUUGGUGAGUGUUGCUCGUUCCAGGGCAUUUCGGGAGCAGCAGGGUAAAAUCCUGCUGGAGGGAAGGCGUUUGAUCUGCGACGCCCUGGAUGCCGGAGCCAACCCACAGAUAUUGUUCUUCAGUACUGCGGAUCGGCUCCGGGAGCUGCCUUUGGACAAGUUGAAAAGGGCCACACUGGUGAAAGUCAAGUUUGCGGACAUCAAGAUCUGGUCUGAGCUUGUGGCCCCACAAGGGGUGAUCGCCAUAUUUGCUCGUCCGGACCCGUCACGUUUGAAAUUCUCCAGUAAAGAUAAUUCGUUGCCGUUGUCCUUGAUAUGCGACAACAUCAGAGAUCCUGGCAACCUCGGGUCCAUGUUGCGAUGUGCUGCUGCUGCUGGCUGCAAUAAUGUCCUUCUCACAAAAGGUUGCGUUGACGCUUGGGAGCCUAAAGUUCUGCGUGCAGCUAUGGGUGCCCAUUUCCGCCUACCCAUCUACUCCAGCUUGAACUGGGAUGACAUAGAAAAACAUCUCCCAAAACCUGUGACCGUCCAUGUGGCUGACAGCGGCUGUGGCACAGACAGAAGUCACGACUCGGAGGAUUCACAAGUGAACGCGUCUCAUAAACCCUCCAAAGCAGGAGACUAUGGCUGGGUCAGCGCAAAGCCUAAUCGCAACAUGCGCUACGAGGAAUACGACUCUGAUUCCGACUCCGACUCUGAUUCCGACUCCGACUCUGAUUCAGACUCCGACUCCGAUUCAGACUCAGAUUGUGAGGGACUUUCACUUCCCAGAGUGGACUCAAAGCUGUACCACGAGAGCUGGGCACAGAGGGCCACUGCUCUUGUGAUAGGUGGAGAGACGCAUGGUCUGAGUUUAGAAGCGCUCCAGUUGGUUGAGAAAACUGCCGGUCGCCGGCUCUUUAUUCCCAUCGCUCCUUCGGUGGACAGCUUGAAUUCAGCCAUGGCUGCCAGCAUCCUUUUAUUUGAGGGUAGGAAGCAACUUUUGAAACUAUUGCAGGCACCUGGAGGGGAAUCUAAAGCAGAACAGUAGUUUUCAUGUGACUUUAGUGUGUAUUUAUCGUCACUACAGAAUGAGCUAUGGUAUUUACAUCCUGUCCUGCCAACAAUAAAACUUCAAUUUGGUUUUGCAAAAUGGUAGCAUCUUCAAAUUCUCACUCUGGGAAAGAUGACCCACACCCUCCAUGACAAUGUCGAGGGAUUUGUCAAAAUAUUGAAACUGGGCUUGGACCCAGUGGACCCUCCGGGCUAGACUUUCAACUGCCGGAUUGAAAACACUGGUACAGAUGCUGACUUGAUCUGAUAUACCGUAACCAAGGUGUACUUGUUAGACUGGUGCUGUUCGAAUAUGUUAUUGGCUGUGGUUUUCAAUUUAUUUGUUGUAUUUCUUUAUUCUUUACCGUUUUCCUCUGUAUUGUUUCCUUAGUUAUAUCUUGUUAAUUUGUCAAAUCUAAAUAAAAGUAUAAGGAGGAUCAACA